AUGGGGAAGCAGUGGGUGGAGGAGAGCUUCACGCAGUUCGAGAACGGCAUCAACUGGAGAUCGUACGUGGUUUGCGACGUGGCCUACAACAACGUCAACAACUGGCUGUGGACACCCUUCAUCGAACGAGGACCCGCCAAUCGCAUGUAUAUUGAAGUGAAGUUCUCCAUGAGAGAUUGCUCCCUCUUCCCCGGCACUGCUCUCUCUUGCAAGGAGACCUUCUCGCUGCUCUACUACGAAUUCGACGCUGCCACUAAGGAGCCUCCCUUCUGGGAGCCGGAGAGCUACAAGUUGAUUGACCGUAUCGCCGCAGAUGAGGGAAGGUUCACUAAUUCUGCUGACAUCAUUAUCAACGCUGAGGUUCGCUCCAUCCCCGUCACCAAGAAGGGCGUGUACUUCGCCUUCAGGGACCAGGGCGCCUGUAUUUCCCUCCUGGCUAUCAAGGUGUACUACAUCACCUGCCCGGAGACCACCAAGUCCUUCACACACUUCCCUACCACGCCCACGGGGGCGGAGGUAACGAGCAUCGAGCAGGCUUCAGGCGUGUGCGUGGCCCACGCCCGCGAGGAGAGCGCCCCGUCCUUCCUGUGUACGGGUGAUGGACAGUGGUCGCUGCUCAACGGUGGUUGUGCCUGUCUACCAGGCUACCAGGCCAAUGUUGACAAGCAGAGCUGUGACGUGUGUCCACCGCUGAAGUACAAGGACAGUGUUGGAGCAGCUGAGUGUAGAGCUUGUCCUGAACACAGUGCUGCACCCCAUGCUGGAGCCUCCGAGUGUAGGUGUGAUACUGGCUACUACCGUGCCCCCAAGGAUCCCCGCGCCAUGCCAUGCACCCGUCCUCCAAGCAAGCCUCAGAACAUAACCGUGAAUUUUGUGGACCAAGCCACGGUGAUCCUUGCUUGGCAUCCUCCCACAAAUGAUGGCGGACGUAGCGACACCUUGUACCGAGUUAUUUGUGAUGCAUGCGGUAGUCAUGUUUCAUACAGUCCACCACAGGUAGCUGAUGAGAGUUUCAAUGCCACUCAAGUGACUAUCAGUGGUCUGAAUCCUGUUACAACAUACAGGUUUCAGGUGUUUGCUGAAAAUGGAGUUUCAGACCAAGCACGAGAUCCUCAGUAUGUUGACAUUACAGUUACCACAGAGGCUUCAGGUGGCUUUAUGGUGCUUGGCUCCGAUGCUGAGGUGCCAUCCAUGGUGAGCAACGUUCGUGUUACAAGCGUCAAGAGCACUGAGAUCUCUCUAGCAUGGGAUGCUCCCAGUGAUCCUUUCUCUGAUAUUGAAAUGUAUGAGGUACGAUAUUAUGUUCGAGGCCUUCAGAACAACUCAUCUAGCAUCCUAACUAAGAAGGAAGAAUCUUCCUUGGUGUCUCUCCGCCAGAGGACAGACUAUGGUUUUCAGGUCCGUGCCAAAACUACUCAUGGCUGGGGUGAAUACUCAUCCCCUGUGUAUAAGAAGACAGGACAGCUCCUAGGAACUGCUUAUGUUGGAGAUGAAGACAACACACAAGUUCGUAUCAUUGUUGGAGCCACAGUGGGAGCAUUUGUUGUAAUAGCUGUUAUUGUUAUCAUGACACUUCUCUUCUUGAGGAGCAGAGGCACAGAUGAAUGCAACAAAAAGCAGCCAUCAGAUUGUGACACAUUAGAAUAUCGCAAUGGUGAAGAUACCACCAACUUGUGUCAUCCUGCGUUACACCCUGCCUGCUUUAGAACUGGGCAUCUCACCCCGUGGACCCUAAACACAUCUCCUGUGUACAUGCACGGUGUUUUGGAAAACCCACCUAUAGUGCAAACCCACACCACCGGAAGUAUGACAACACCACUGUUUACACAAGUUGGUCACCAUCGAACUUAUAUAGAUCCUCACACUUAUGAAGACCCCAACCAAGCCAUCAGGGAGUUUGCAAGGGAAAUUGAUGCCUCCUACAUAACUAUUGAAGCUAUAAUUGGUGGUGGCGAGUUUGGUGAUGUUUGCAAGGGUAAACUCCAACUUCCCAGUAGACCAGAAAUGACAGUGGCCAUCAAAACUCUUAAG
Molecule: messenger RNA, 2031 nt
Organism: Cherax quadricarinatus
Lineage: Eukaryota; Metazoa; Arthropoda; Malacostraca; Decapoda; Parastacidae
Source: RefSeq, a predicted model, not a curated record